This is a messenger RNA of Helobdella robusta, 336 nucleotides long. RefSeq lists its product as hypothetical. The coding region runs from base 1 to 336 and encodes 111 amino acids. The transcript has 4 exons. Lineage: Eukaryota; Metazoa; Annelida; Clitellata; Rhynchobdellida; Glossiphoniidae. The record is from RefSeq and is a predicted model, not a curated record.
AUGCAGGCACCGCUAAGCUUUCUGAUGAGAAUUUUCUCUUUCUCCAUUCCACGGGCUGUGUCUCAACAAUCUCGAGGAGGACUGGCACCAAUUUUGGAGGACGACGUAGGAACCGGACUGCAUUCAACAUUCUGCCUUUGUCGAAUGGACGACGGAAGAAUCAGCGCGUUGGCUGUUCGACUGACGCUCAGUAGUUCGGAUGAAAUCUUGUGUGCCGAUCUGAAUGUGGUGAAUGAUGAGAGGUGGGCUGUGGUGGGCAUCAGCACGUUUCAGAUGGAGAAUGAUGAGAGGUGGGCUGUGGUGGGCGUCAGCACGUUUCAGAUGGUAGUCUCAUGA